AAGACGCAAAAUUCGUCUCUCCUCCUUCACGUAUUCUCUCUCUCUCUCUCUCUCUCUCUCUCUCUCUCCCCCUCUCUGUGUCAGUCUGUUGCUUCGACAUCGCCGGAAUCCGGACGAGAUUUAAACCCAGAAUCCAAUCUCUCCCCCAUUCGCCUGAUCAAAACCCACACUUCAAUCUCUUCUCAGAUGCCCUUUUACUCAAUCAAGAACAAGUCUUGCUCGCGCAGAAUCCUGCUUCUUCUAUAGACUGACGUCCGAAGCUCAUCGUUGCCACUCGUUUACCGAUUCGCUCUAUAGCUGUUCCUGGGGUUGCUGGUUUGAAGGAACAUGGAGCUGAUUUUGGAGGGUCCUGUCGCGUUGGAGAGGGGCCAAUAGGAGCUGCCCUGUAGAGAAGUCGGCUGGAGCUCGAUAACGAUCAGUUUGGGAUUCUAACUUUGGGACUGAAGGCUUCUUCUUGGUUGGUAUAUGAAGGGAGAUGUCGCUGAGGAUAAAGGCAGUGGUGGACAAGUUCGUGCAGGAGCUGAAGGAAGCUCUCGAUGCGGACAUCCAAGACAGGAUCAUGAAGGAGAGGGAGAUGCAGAGUUAUAUCGAGGAACGGGAACGCGAGGUCGCCGAGCGCGAAGCCGCUUGGAAGGCAGAGCUCUCCCGUCGCGAGGCAGAAAUAGCCCGACAAGAAGCAAGAUUGAAGAUGGAGAAGGAAAACCUUGAGAAGGAGAAGAGCGUCCUAAUGGGGACAGCGUCGAAUCAAGAUAACCAAGACGGAGCUCUCGAGAUUACCGUGAGCGGAGAGAAGUAUCGAUGUUUAAGGUUUGCAAAGGCCAAAAAAUGAGGCCAGCUAGAAUCCGGGUCAAGGACAGGUUUCUAAUGGUUUGUGCAGAUCACCAAGCUAUAUAUCUUUUGGACAAAGGGCAAUCUAAUCAUCCGAAUUGUGUGGAUUUCACAUGAGAAGAUCAACUGUAACAUGUACAGAUGAUGCCCUUUGGCAAUGAAAUUAUUUUGAUUGAACGAAGAAGAGAAUGAAGGGCCAGUGAUUAGUUUAA
Punica granatum (pomegranate) is the source of this 1040-nucleotide messenger RNA. Lineage: Eukaryota; Viridiplantae; Streptophyta; Magnoliopsida; Myrtales; Lythraceae. The record is from RefSeq and is a predicted model, not a curated record.